GCCGCCAUCUUUGUUGGGGGCAGCCGGCCCGCGGCGAGAUGCCGAAGUCGUGCGCGGCGCGCCAGUGCUGCAACCGCUACAGCAGCCGCCGGAAGCAGCUCACCUUCCACCGGUUCCCGCUGAGCCGCCCGGAGCUGCUGAAGGAGUGGGUGCUGAACAUCGGCCGGGGCAACUUCCAGCCCAAGCAGCACACGGUCAUCUGCUCCGAGCACUUCCGCCCCGAGUGCUUCAGCGCCUUCGGGAACCGCAAGAACCUGAAGCUCAACGCCGUGCCCACCGUGUUCGCCUUCCAGGAGCCCGGGCAGCUGGUGAGGGAGAACACAGACCCUGCUGGCCGGGCCGGAAAUGCCAGCUCCGAGGAAGGAAAGGUCCUCCUGGCAACGGAGGCCGGGGAGUUGGGCCCAGGGAGGACGAUGGACGCCGCGCUCGGAGCACUUCAGCUGCCACCAAACACCAGCGAGCCCGGGAGGCAGGUCCUGCCACACGGGCCGGAAGCAGCCAAGGCCCCCGGUCAGCCAGCCAGCCCCCCAGGACUGAGGCCACCCCUCCCCACGCAGCCGCCUGAUCACAGCUACGCCCUUUUGGACUUGGAUGCCCUAAAAAAAAAGCUCUUCCUGACGCUGAAGGAAAACGAGAAGCUUCGAAAGCGCUUGAAAGCCCAGAGGCUGGUGAUGCAGAGGAUGUGCAGCCGCCUCCGCGCCCACAGGGCUGGGCAGCCGGGACUCCAGGCCAGGCCGCGGCCUGAGCAGCGGAGCUGAGCCCGUCAGCUGGGAUUUCUGGGAGCCCCUGGAGGGCGGGCAGCGGUGUUGGCUGGGCCACGGCUGGACACCUCAGUCCUGUCCCCUGGCGAGAAGCCUGCUGUCGCCUCCGUGGAGGUCAGCGGGAGGGGAGGCCAUGGGCGUGGCAGUCCUGUCUCUGGGGGGAGGGCUGGCCCUGGUGUCCUGUCACCACUGUGGGGGGCGAGCGCCCCCGUCCCGAGUGUCCUGAGUGAAGCUGGCCACGGCUCCCCCAGAGGGGAGGAAGCACGUUUCCUGAGGGGCAGCGGGGUCCAGGGGCUGACUCGGAGGGUGGGGUCACCCCCACGCCCACCACACCUGAGGGGGAGCACAGCGGCACUCGGUGUGAGGAGCCUCCUUACAGGGCCUGUGCGAGCGAACAACUUUUAAAUAAAGCGUCUCCUAGGCGCAGGCCGCCUCCUCACUGACCGCGGGUGGGGGCGGAGCCCAGGGCCUCUGCAGCGAAGGCCAGACCGGGCCUGGGCCGACACCUCCGACUACGGAAGUAUCUGGCUUCAGUGCUUCCAAGAGCAAGUGAAAACCCAGCCCUGCCGCCUCCACCGCACCGAGUGGAGGGGCCGGCCCGGCGAGGCUGUUCCUCCCAGGCCAGGCCUGGCCGCGACAGCGCCAAUGAGGGGCGCUUUCCUCAUCCUUGCGGCGAACACAGAUGCAUUACAAAUGCCGUCCGGUGUCCAGGAAAGGUUUAUUGUGGGGCGAGGCGCCUUCCGUACCGUCUUCCAAACAGGAGCAGCCUGGGGGCCCAGAAGAGGCCGGCGUGGUGGGCAUGCACUGCAGCCCUGUCAGGCUUGCGCGCACAACCCCCUUCAGAGUGGGCUCGGAGCGGGUCCUAAGUAUCACAGAACUGGGCAACUGGGCCUUUCCCGAGACCAGAGGAGCUGACUCCGACAGCAGGACCAGUGAGGAGGCUGCGGGGCUGGCAGGACAGCGGCCCACCAGGGCCCUCUGCUCACCAGGAAAGUGAGGCCACACCAGGCGGCUCUGAGGGGGUGGGCUCCUGACAUCCCCACCUCCGUGGAAGAGGCUUGUGAAGGUGGAGGGUUGAGAGCAGGGCCUGGGGCCACAGGCUGUGGGGGUGGCAACGCCACCUGCUGGCCACACCGAGCGAGGCACAGGCCAGUCUGGGAGCUGGGACCCCUGGCCCCUUCACCUCUCAUCGCGCGCGCUUCCCCUGCACCGGGGGGACCGCUCCUGCAGCCCUGCGUUCUUGGGGGUGGCCCAGGCGGUGCUGUGUGGCCCGGGAGAGGAAAGGGAGGGACACCACUCUGCCCAGGCCCGGUGCUGUGGAAUGAUUUGAGAAGUUCUGGGAGGGGAAAAAAGAGACUUACUUCCAGAACCAUUCAUUCUCAGAUAAAAAGAUUUAUAAACCCACACAAUCCUCUCCAGAUUCACUUAGUAACAUUUCGGCAGGAGGAGGAGGCUUCAGGAAGCUCACCGGGCCGGAGACCCCUGCUCGGGAGAAGCCUGCCUCCCUGCUCCGGUUCCAGGUUCGGCGUGGGCUUCAGGGGUGGUUCACAGUCCUGUGCGCGAGGGUGGGGUUUCCAUAAAUACCUCAGGACAGACCGGGAGCGGCCGGUGGCUGCAGUCGGCUUGUGCGAGCGCCUGGAGGGCCGAGGCGUCCUUCCCUCCAGGGACACCAUCCUGGGGAGGGCAGACCCGGCGUGUAGUCUGGUCCAGGAGGGGCGGCCUUGGCCCUCCCACAGCACCCACACGUGGGGCUGUGUGUCCCUUCAUGUAAUGACACGGCGCCACCUUCUAGAGGGAUAAUAGAAACACAUCUGAUAUCUGGGUUUUUCCCCUGCUUCCAAAUUUGUAGAAUCCCAGGAAGAUUUUUCGCAGCCUCUUUUUAAUCUGGUUUCUGAAGCAGUUUAUCCGUCUGUGUCAAUCCUGUGAGCUGUGGAAGGAAAGAAUCUAUGGGUCAAAGCACCACUGUUUCCCCGCCGCUUUCUACUUCAGAGGCUCAGCUUCGGCCUGGCCUGUGGAGGGAGCCCAACCCACCCAGAACCACCGGUUCUGGAACAAAACAGCCGCUGAGUCGGCUCGGCAUGCAUCACCCCAGGGGCGGCUUCCCUCACCUGGCUCGCUAAAGUUCCCCUUGGGGAGGGCCGAUCCCUCCAGACCUCCCAGCAGGCCCGAGGGCAGCUGGGGCCCUAACCCCAGGCGGACAGGAGGGCACGUGGUGGCUGUCACCCCCACCCUUGAU
Talpa occidentalis (Iberian mole) is the source of this 2997-nucleotide messenger RNA. RefSeq names its product THAP domain containing 3 (gene THAP3). The record is from RefSeq and is a predicted model, not a curated record. The transcript is spliced from 5 exons. Bases 39 to 758 code for a protein of 239 amino acids. NCBI's taxonomy places the organism in Eukaryota, Metazoa, Chordata, Mammalia, Eulipotyphla, Talpidae.